Molecule: messenger RNA, 694 nt
Organism: Rhagoletis zephyria (snowberry fruit fly)
Lineage: Eukaryota; Metazoa; Arthropoda; Insecta; Diptera; Tephritidae
Product: endochitinase A-like
Source: RefSeq, a predicted model, not a curated record
AUGAUUUGGAGCAGCGAUCUAUGUUACAAGCUUUACUUCUGGCCAUUUUUGAACUAUCUGGCUGGUAUAAAAGGAAUUUGUCCAUAUUUUAUAGGUUAUUUUCCCUUUAUCACACUAGCGCCGGGUACUAUAUUGACAUCGCCUUCCACAGCUUCCACAACAACAUCCACCACAACGUCCACCACAAUCACGACGACGACAGCCGCUACAACGAUUCCGACGUUUUCGCCUACACCGCCAACCGUGACCACCCUGCAACCGUGUCCGGCACAACCAUUGGCGUGCUUGAAUGGUGGCGUGCCACCAAUAGCCUAUUGCCCCUGUAUCGAUCCAAGGCUAAGUGGACUGGCGGGUGGCACUGGAACUACCGCAGCGGCACUGCUGACUAGAUUCGGUCAGGCAUCACAGACGCAACUCCAAAGUGCAGGACAAUUGACUGAUCGGCUCACAUUUGCGCCAAUUAAUACACAAUCGAAUGGCGGUGCGGAAAGCUUACAACCACAAGCUAGUGGAUCUUCAUUGUCAAAUUCAUUUUUCAAUUUACCGUUUGGUGUGCAAAAUGGCGCGCAGUCGUCAGGACCAGUUGGCUCAGAAGUGAUGGUUUUCAGUUCGCUCAGACGACGCAGGAGGCGACGAAAGUGAAUGUAGGAAUUGAAGUUUAUGCGCAGUAAUAAAUUAGUAAUGUAGGAAUUGA